CUCUAACAUGGCUGUGUGAGGUGAAUGAUGCUCGUGCUCGCGGAAAUACUGGUGAUUUGCCCUCUCAGGGAAGGCUAAUAAUGUCGAGACUUGCGGAUUAUUUUGCCAUCGUUGGAUACGACCACACGAAAGACCGCAAUGGAAUUGGUAGCGGAAAAAUUAUCCAGCGGUUCCCUGAGCGGGACUGGCCAGAUACCCCAUUUAUUGAGGGCCUGGAACUGUUCUGUCAGCCACAAGGUUGGGCACUGUCAACCGAUCGUCAGGAGCCCAAAUAUUUUGUCUCGGUGCUGACAGACAUAGAUGCUAAUCGCCACUACUGUGCAGUUCUGUGUUUUAAUGAAGCUGUCUCCAUCACCCCAAGUAAACCUACUGAUGAAGAAGAUGAUGCCUUGGAGCUGGGCAGUGGAGGCAUACGAGGCAUGGGUCCGCCAGUCCCUAUCAUCACACACCACUCAAUCAUGUACGCCCCAAAGUGCCUCGUCCUCAUCUCAACACUUGACUACUUUGAAACGUUUCGAAACUGUAUGGGGAUUGUGUACACGGUGUAUAUGGAAGGCUUGGGGGUGAGCAUGGAGACACUCAUUGGCAACAUGGUGGGUUAUGUCCAAGUGCCGCCGCCUGGAGGACCGCAGGUUCGGUUCAGCAUUGGUGCCGGUGACAGACAAGCUCUCCAACCUCCAGCCUCCCCAACUCUCCCAGUCACCACCACCACCGUCCUCAGUCUCUUCAAUCAGUUAGGUAUCAAGAAUGUUCUGGUGCUAUUCUGCUCAGCUUUAACCGAACACAAGAUUCUCUUUCACAGUCAAUCUUACUGCAGACUCACAGAAUCUUGCCAUGCCCUCAAAGCCCUUCUUUACCCAUUCAAGUACUCACAUGUCUACAUUCCAAUUCUUCCUGCUACACUUGUAGAAGUUCUCUCCACUCCCACACCAUUCAUUAUGGGGGUGCACUCUUCUCUCCAACACGAUAUUGCUGAACUGAUGGAUGUCAUUGUGGCAGACCUGGAUGGAGGAGCAAUUCGUGUUCCAGAAAGCUUGACUUUUUCUCUUCUUCCAGAACCUUUCUGGUCCCAAACACAUGCUGCUCUCUCUAGGGUAUUGCACCCUGAUCUCAACUCUGCAGACAAUGCUUUUCCCUCCAGCAGUGGCAUUAGAGCUUCUCCGCACAUCAUGAUUGACAAGGAAAUUAGAGCAAUUUUUAUGCGAAUGUUUGCCGAGUUGUUACAAGGCUACCGCUCGUGUCUCACUCUUAUCAGAAUACACUCAAAACCUGUUAUAACAUUUCAUAAGGCAUCCUUCCUAGGCAACAGAGGGAUGGUAGACAACGAUUUUGUAGGGAAGGUUUUGGACUGCAUGUUCUUCACCACUUUUGUAUCGGAGAGAGGACCACCGUGGCGCGUGUGUGAUUUGUGGGAUGAUCUCUACUCGGGUAUCGGGGACCAAUUGCGCCUGGAACAACACGAUAGUCGAAUGCUUCUAGUCCAUAUUCAGGAACUUGCUCAGCAGCUGUAUAGCAAUGAGAACCCUAACCCCCAGCCAUUUGUUGCUAAGAUUCCAAAGCCUACCGAAGGUUCAUUUACUCGAAUCCACCAACCUGUCUUCCCACACAUCGAUGCUCAGAAAGUGCAGAGCAUUAUUGAUGAGGGCACAGCCAAAAAAGUUAAGAUUCCGCAGAAGGCUGGCCAGCCCAGAAUUGUUCCCAUGGGGCCUCACAUCUCUAGUCUUCAAUCUGGCCGAGGCAUGGUAUCCAGUUCUGCUAGAAGAUUAGAAGUAAUGAGAAAUUGUGUUAACUGCAUAUUUGAAAAUAAAAUUAGUGAUGCCAGGAAGACCUUCCCCGCUGUCUUACGAGCUCUGAAGAGUAAAGCUGCACGCUUGGCCCUGUGUACUGAGCUGAGCCAUCAUGUACAGGGUAACAAAGCUGUACUUGAACACCAACAGUUUGAUCUAGUUGUUCGUCUCAUGAAUUGUGCACUGCAGGAUGAUUCUCCAGUUGAUGAACACGGAGUGGCUGCGGCCCUUCUUCCACUAUCCACUGCCUUUUGUCGUAAGCUAUGCACGGGAGUUAUCCAGUUUGCAUAUACUUGUAUCCAGGACCACACUGUGUGGGGUAAUCAGCAGUUUUGGGAAGCAUCAUUUUAUCAAGAUGUCCAGAAGGAGAUCAAGAGCCUCUACCAAGAUCGAUCACAACAGACAAGUCGUACCUCAAUCUGUUCAGAUAUAUCUUGUGUCAAGGAUCCAUCUCUUAGUCCGGUUAACCCUAGAGAUCCCUCAGAUACAGGCUCCUGGAAAGAAGGAAGAUUAUCAUACUACAGACCUCACGAGCCAUCGGCGCUUGAGAUAGCAGCAGAACAAAUGAGACUCUGGCCCAACAUUGAUCCAAAAAAACAGCGUGAAUUAUUUGAACAGGAGGAAUCUACACUCUACUCACAAGCUAUCCAUUAUGCAAAUAGAAUGGUAUUUCUACGAAUACCUUUAGAUAUCAACGCAGCUGUUCAUAGACGUACAUAUAAUGAUAGAGACAAUGCGAGUAACAGCAUAACUAACAGUAUGGCAGAAAGUGACAGCUUAGAUGCCGAGUCUGGGUUUGAGGACCAGGAACAGAGUGAUCGGGAGGCAAGUGUAAUACGUUUUGUCUCCAGAUUUGUGGACAAGGUGUGCACUGAAGGAAGUGUUACAGAGGAGCACAUAAAGUCGUUACAUCAGAUGAUUCCGGGUGUGGUAGCUAUGCACGUGGAGAUGCUGGAUGCUGUGUACAAAGAAUCUAAACGCUUACCGCCAAUACAGAAGUCGACUAUAUACAUCAGACGUGAUGCAUAUAGACAGAGUGUAGAUGGUACUUACAAACCUGACUCAAGGUACACUGAAAUAGUUUAUGGUCAGCCAAAGAUUCUGGUGCCAUCGUUAGUACCGGGAGAGGAAGUUAUGUACGAGGGUCUACGGGUUUACUUGCUGCCAGAUGGUCGAGAGGAGUCGACCGGAGGUCAUGUGGGAGGUCCUAUGUUACUGCCUGCUGAAGGGGCAUUAUUCCUCACCAACUACAGACUUGUAUUUAAGGGUCUUCCAACUGAUCCUUACGCAUGUGAACAAGUAGUUGUGCGAUCUAUGCCUGUGUCAUCUAUAACAAGAGAAAAACGAGUACCAGCCAAUCAGCAUCCAGGACCUAUGGAUCAGUGGCUCAAUGAAGGCCUUCAGAUACGAUCUAACACCUUCCAGCUGAUUAAAGUGGCCUUUGAUGAAGAAGUUCCUCAGGAGAGUAUUGAAACGAUGCGAAAAUUAAUAAAUCGGAUGCGACACCCACCUAAUAUCCACCAUCUAUUUGCUUUCGUGGGCCACAGUCACGUGCCUCAGACACCCAGCAGACAACAGAAAGAUAAGCCUGGCUAUGGUACCUUGAGAGGAUUUGCAAAGAAAACCCUCUUGAAAACUGCCAAAGCUGCAGGUCUAAAACCAAGCAAAGGAGGUAAAAGACACAAAUACGUAUUCCCUAGUAAUAACAAGUCUAUGACCUCCCCUGGACGUAUGAGCCUUGCCCAGAUGACCAAUAUGGACUUGAGUAACGAAGAUUUGCCCCACGACGACGACUUGUCUAGUUCGAGCGCUCGAUAUGGCUUCCUAGGUACAAGUAACAAAGGACAGUGUAAGCUGCUGCGUGUAACAUCGCCCGUGAGCCGCAGCUCCGAGGAAUUGGGCUGCGAAGGGAGGCUCUCGCCCAUUGUAGAUGAGCUAGAAGCAUCUGGUUUAAGCAACGGAUCAACUGGGCAACUGUCUGUAGCUGGGUUGGUUGGACUUCGGGAGGUAGAUAAUAAAACGCUGGAAAAACUGUCUGAACGCAGCUAUCACAAAGAUUACAUGCGUCUUGGUCUUGGCAGUCUUGGAAGUAAUGCCACUACAGUGCCACCAAGAACUAAAUCUGAAUUUAGAGUUACAUCCUGCAAUAUCAGUUAUCAGAUAUGCAGAAGCUACCCAGCCCUACUCUCCGUGCCGUCCAUUACUGGUGACGAUAGUCUUCAUCGGCUUGCUCGUUGCUACCGCCACAACCGUUUACCAGUCAUCACUUGGCGACACCCUCGUACAAAAGCUUUACUUUUGAGAGGGGCUGGCUUUCAUGGCAUGGGUGUUAGGAGCAUGCUCAUAGGACCGUCAACAAACACAGGCAAUACUAGUGAAGUGUCACACUCAGUUGAACAAGAGAAAUACUUAGCUUCAGUAGUUCAGUCAACACCCGUGUCAGUUCUCCGAGAUGGUUCCUCGUGGCGACUUACAGAUUCCACCCUCUCCAUAAACUCCUUGGUGCUGGCAGCAGGGGGCCCAACCUUAGAAGUUCCCCCAUAUCAUCCUACUUACCCUACACUCACACCUGAAGUUUGCAGGAAAACAAACCCCCUUUCGAAGGCCAUGAACACGUUACGGACAAGCGGGGGCAAGGGUACUGGCAGGAUGGGGCGGUGGGGCUCCAUACGUGGGUCACGUCUGGGUGUCCUGUCCGGUGGUGGGGCUGGAGGGACCCUCGGGACCCUCCGCCACUACCCUACAACCACCACUGCCCUUCGUUCCAGCAUCAGCACGGGGCCAAGACUCUCUGUUGAUUCUUCUGACACUGGUUCUGAAGCAGUACAAUCCUUCCACAAGGCUGCUCUCUAUGUUUUUGGUGAAAAGACACAAAUUAAGGGCAUCAAGACGGAUGCUUACCAUAAAACUGAGUUCAUCCCAGUAGACUUCACCGAGGUACGACAGAUCAAAUCUUCAUUUAAGAAGUUGAUGAGAGCCUGCAUACCUUCUUCCCCAACUGCUGAGCAAGAACAGUCCUUUUUCAGGGCAAUUGAGAACAGCGAGUGGCUGAACCAACUAGAAUCUCUACUGCAGGUUUCUGGGGCCAUAGUUGACCUUAUAGACCUGCUUGGUGCAUCCGUUAUGGUGCUACUGGAGGAUGGGUGGGACUUUACUGCUCAAGUUACUAGCAUAGCCCAGCUGUGCCUUGACCCAUACUACCGAACUAUUGAGGGAUUUCGAGUUUUGGUGGAGAAGGAAUGGCUAGCUUUUGGUCACAGAUUCAACCACCGAUCAAAUCUCCUUCAAGGAUCCCAAGCUAGUGGAUUUGCUCCCAUCUUUUUACAAUUUCUUGAUGCUGUGCACCAGAUUCAACGCCAAUUUCCCUUAUCUUUUGAAUUCAAUGAGUACUACCUCCGAUUCUUGGCUUAUCACUAUGUUUCUGCACGUUUCCGCACUUUCCUGAGUGAUUCUGAGUUGGAGAGAGCCGAGUUGGGAAUUAUGACUGAAGAGGACAAACGGGGAUCCCUCUCUCGGCAUCAUAAAGGUCUGGAAGCAACGCAGGAUGAUGAUAUUUAUCCGGGAGGGGGCCGUUUAGGAUCACCUGGAUCAUCAGGUCACCUCGGACAGUCUGUAUUUGACUAUAUAGAAAAACUGAGUGGACGCUCUACAGUCUUCCACAACUUCCUGUACAUGGGUGAUAGAAUAAGUGACUCAGCAGUGCUACGACCAGUGAAAGAAGUUAGUGCUCUCCAAUUAUGGAAUUACUUGCUUGGAGAGGAGCUGCGUCACGGGCCAUCAUAUGACCCUGAGGUUCGGAACUUAGACAGACAACAGGAGGAGGAGGCUGAAGCGGCAGACGGCACGAUCACCACAUCUCAGCGGAGAAUAGUUAUGAGUGGAUAUGACUGCGUCUGGGGCGUGCAACUAGAUGCCUUUUCUGCUCAGCUAGAGGAACUACGCCACCUUGAAUUAGAGCUUGGACAUCUCCCCCAAAAAUGGAACAUGCACUGGGAUAAGCUGGAACUGCCUCCACCUGAGCAACUGACUCGUCAGGUAUCCAUGACAACCCAAAUGGUGCGUCACCAUGGACGAAGUGUUCACAAGCGUAGCACGAUAGAAAUACUGAUUCGAGGAAAGACAAGUGGAAGCACUCCAGGUGGCGGUGGUGACACCCCUCAGGGUUGUUAUUCCCACCCACACCGAUUUGAAAAGUACAAUUACACCACGCCCUCGUAUUGUGAUCAUUGCUCUUCGUUAUUAUGGGGUCCACUUAAGACGGGAAUGCGGUGUAUGGACUGUGGGUAUAACUGCCAUGAAAAGUGCAUAGAGUCGGUGCCCAAGAACUGCACCAGGUUUAAGAGUGUCCGAGAGUCUGGAGUGAGCAUACAAACCAGCACAAAACCUACCAGCUUAGAUACUACCUCUGUAGGAUCAGGUGUGACAUCCCUACAAACUACAUCGCAUCAAUACUACGAGCAGUUUUCUUCAAACGUAGCAGAGAACAGAACACUUGAAGGAUAUUUAUGGAAACGUGGGUCUCUCCUCAAAAACUGGAAACAACGGUGGUUUGUUCUAGACAGUGUAAAGCACCAGUUGCGGUAUUAUGAUAGCAUGGAAGAUUCUCAUUUUAAGGGAAUUAUUGAAUUGUCUGAUGUUGUUGCUGUGAUCGCAUCUUUACCAACGCAAGGAGCGCCAAAGAAGGUUGAUGAAAGAGCCUUUUUUGAUCUCCAAACGAAACGGCGUUUGUAUAAUUUCUGUGCUUCAGACGGGCAAGCUGCACAAGAAUGGAUUGAGAAAAUACAAUCAUGCUUGCAGUAGUGUGGACUCAGAUGGCUGUACAUGGUGAAUUAAGUUAAGCUGGCUUUACAUUGCUAUGAUAGUUGUCUAAUGUACUUUGCUGAUAUCCUUCAGAAAAUUUUGUUCAGCCUGGUUCCUAUCCAGUAUUAUUAUGACAUUUUAAGACAAUUUAUAAUUUUGAGGUUAUUUUAGUCAUGCUUUACUAUCUCAAAGUUCUCAUAAUUAUAUCAAUGGUGUCCUUUAGCAAAGAGUUUCUGCAUAACUAAAAUUGCAAGUAAUUUGCUACUUGGUAAUGUCUUUGAUACAUGGACUUACCUGUCACAACAUAUAGAUGUACUUUCUGUCUGAGCCUAGAUGUUUAGGGGACCAAACUAUACAUGAAACCACAGUAUUCUUUGCAAGCUUUGCCUCUGAUUUAGAUUUUCUUUCAUAAUGGGUAGUCUGGUAAAGUGAAGAAAGCACGACGACUCAUAAUUUGAUGCGAGUAGGGGGCUGGUCACCCUGACUGUUGUGUCCUGCUUAUUGACAGUGUUGAGUAGACUGUCUUUUUCAUUUUUCCUCUGGAAAUUUGCAUUAAGACUGUGAAAGGAAUAAACAAGUCUGCAUGACUGAUGAGAAGACCCGAAUUCCUGUAGAUUGCAUUUAUUAUCGUUAUUAUUAUUAUUGUUUUAAACAUAUGCCAGAUUUUGUGUUUUGAAUAAUGAAUGAAAUUUUAUAUUGUGACAAUCACAUAUUUUCUUAUUAAUCCUGUUGAAGUUGCUGUACGAACUAAACGUGUACGGCAUUCUCUUUAUAGCGUACAAAAUAAAACAAUCUGUCUGUCCUCCCUUCUCCUCUCUAUCCCUCUGUCUCUUACCCUUAUAUCUUAUUCAUUGAUAAAGGAAGCAUGCUCUUGAAGAACAUACUGAGGUAAACAAAACAUGGUGGUGAAAUUAUUAGUCGUGUUGCCCUGACUACUUUGGUCUUUUCAAAAUCUGAUCAAUUCCUAGUCUUGCCUCAAUGUAAAAUAAAUAUACUGUAUAUAUAUAUAUAUUUGUUCCUCCUUCCCUUCUCCCCCCUUCUCCCCCCCCCAUUCCCCAACCCACAUCAGAUCCCCUUAGUUUUCAGUCAUAUGUUCAUCUUGUCUCCCUGUAAUUUAUCUCACUCUUAUCACUGCCGGGAUCAGUACUUUUUACGUAUAAUUAUUGUCUAAUUUUUUCGCAGCAAGUUUGUAGACUGCUCUCUCUCUCUCUCUCUCCCUCUUCCUUUAGACAACUACAUUUAUUUCCAAAUUCUAUUCUUGAAUGCUAUGGAUACCAAGGUUUCUUUAUUGACAUAAUCUUGAUUAUUUGCACUGGAUGACUGGAAAUUAUUAGAAUGGAGUCUGUGUGAUCCUGAAUGUCUUACCAUUUCUUUAGCGGCAUCUUCUGGCCUGCAAUUUUAGUUAUUUGGAGCGGUUUAUUUUUGGUAUUGAAAAUCAACUUUAAGUCUGGGCUGCUAAUCACGAUUAAUCUCAAGUUGUGCCAUCAACAUACAAAAUGGGAAACAUUAGGUGGGGAUGUGAGGAUGUUGCAUGUAUUUAUUGUCUUCAUUCUAGUUUAAUGUCAUCAGGCAUUCCUUUUAAAAAAAAAGUUUAUGCUUUUUUAGCUCGGUGUGCAAUGUUGAAUAUGUUGCAAAUAUCUCGUGUGUGUGUGUGUGUCUGUCUUUGCUGCUGGUCAUUCUCAGUUGGCCUAUAGGAGUGUCUUAGAUAAGUUUAGUAUGCAUUUUUUGGAGCGGUUGCUUUUUGUGGGUUUUAACUGCAAAUGUUUCAUUUUAGAUACAAGAAGUACAUGACACAUAAUAAGGCAGCAUUAAUUUUGCAUAUCAUCUUGUUGAUCGUGAAGAAGUAAGAAAACGUUUGGGAAAAUGUUAGCGUUGAGAGAGAGAUACUUAUUCACUUUAUAUUCAUAGAAUAAUUCAGUGAGUGCUCAACACUUUUUAUUUCUCAAUGUUUUCUGUCAUGUACAUACAUAGAUUAGAUUGAGUACCUGGCAGUGCACGGCUCUAUAUAUCUACAAAAGAACGUCUGUCUGUCCAGAGUUGGAGGCCAGGUGCUAGAGGCUAGCCUCACCUAAAUUUGCAAGGGGAAAUAUGAUCUGGGGUAAGGAACAAACAUUGUCUGGUUGAGGUAGGCCUAACUUAAAUCCUUUUAAGAAACAUAAGCCUGAAACCCAACCACUCGGGGGAGCAGAACUCCCGAAACUCUCUCCAGGUACUACUGUAUGCACAUGGAGUCUGAAAUGAAAUUGGGGAUGUUAUUUCUGUGUAGUUUAUUGUGCACUUUCAUGAGUUACUGGGAAAGAUGACCUGAAUUCAUUUGGGUUUGUGAUGAAAAUAGUUAAUAAGGAAGAUGGUUAGUGAUGAAGAUAGUGAGUACUGUAGUAAAGAUAGUAUGUAGUGAAGAUGUGAGAUGGUGGGAAUGGAGGAGGGGGGGACAAUGAAGGAACAAGGUAGACAGAGAAGGGGGUAGAGGUAGAUAAAUAGAAGUAAAUAUAGAUAGAUAGAUAUAGAGGAGACAGACAGACCCAGGCAACACCGGACAGUGGUGAUUAUAUAUAUAUAUGUAUAAAAUAAUAAUCCUCUCUCGUUUCUCUCAUUCUCCAUCUCAGAACAUGCAGUAUAUGCACCCAGCAAAUACACAUUGUAACCACAAUAUUAAUUUGUACUAGUGUUACUUUGCAACAACAUUGUGGUUGCGUUGUGUGAAUGAUGGAAAAGCUGAAAAAAAACUGCUAGAAAAACUCUAUGAAAACAAAACAGUCAUUUCAGACUUCAUAGGAGCCAAUCCCAUUUCAGGAGCAGCCUGGGGAUCAACCCCCAACUGUCUAUAACAACCCCCAUACAAUCACAAAUUGCUAUGGAAAGCUAUGUGAGCCUAAACACAACAAAUCUGGCUUCCAACCUCAGGCAGAUAAACUAAUACUGUACAUUCUCCUUUAUAUAUAUACAUAUAAAUACACAUACAUACACACACAAAUAUAUAUUUGUAUGUAUGAUAGAUAAAUAGCACACAGAAAAGCAAUACCGAUGAUAAUGUAGAUACCUCCAGUCAUGUUUCCUUGGCCUCAUUUUUUUUGCCAGGUUGCUAAGCAUCAGCACUCAUGGAUGAUGGUGAUUCAUCUAAAUCCAUUUAUAUGGAUAAUAUGCCUUGUCAUAUUACACAAGAUAAUGAAUCCCCAGCGUAAUAGGAAUAUUCUCGGCUAGUUAAGAGAGAAUAGAUCAUAUUAGUACUCUUAGUAUUGUUGGACUCAUGCUCAUCAUUUAGAAUUAUGGCCUCUUUUUCUAUAGAUUAUUGACUUGUUGUGUUUUUACAUUAAUGUGCAUCUGUUUUCUUCACUGUCAUGUACAAAUAAACAUUUUGAAAUGUGAUGUAACAGCUUAAUCUGUUGUGAAGUGAUAUUUCCAGCAUGCUCGAUAAAAUUAGGUCGUAUUGAAAAGUUUUGUAGGGCUAAUAAGUACGAGCUUGCCACUGAAUUGAAAGUUGACCCAAAAUGAGGCAUUAGAUUAUAUUGUGUGUUGAUUGGAAAGGGAGGAGUGAGGGGGGGGGGAGGUGCACACAAUUAAUCAUCGUAGAUCCUUCGCACAUAUUAUAUUUGUCCUCGGUACUCUGUAUUGGUUGGAAGACAAGGAAGCGAUACAAAUGUUUCUAUUAUAUUCAAUUUGAAAAGGCAGUAUUGUUCUGGAUGCCUGUUCUUUCCUUUCAUUAAUUUUUUCUCCAUCGUUUUGGGUCAACUUUAAACAUUUGUAUAGUACUAAGUAUUUUAAUCUUAUACCCCCCAAAAAACAGAAUCUUGAUAAUACUAGUUAUUUUGAAUACUCAUAAGAUCUAGUAAUGUGAAAGACAGAUUAAAAAAUACAAAAAUAAAAGUAUGGAGGACUCACAGAGUUUCCCUAUGCUAGUCAUGGUAUGUUAGAUUGCUUUUACGUCAUUGUUUUCCCAGACUCAAUUAUAGCUAAAUAAGACUUUUUAUUUGUUUUGACUUUUUGUGUCCAGUUAUCCAUUUCUUUAAUGUUUAAUAGGUCUUAGUACUGCCACCUGGAAACUUUUGAAAAAUCCUCUGUAUCCUUUUGAGCCAUACAUAGGUGCUGCACUCCUGUAUUUGUUAUUGGUUUUAAAUCAGAGGAUUAUUUCAUGUUUAUAGCAUAAUUAUAGAUUUAUUUGUAAAUUGAGUGCAAAUAUUAUAGUAAAAUUAAAUGUUACAAAUUGUCAUAAUGACUUGAGUGUAGCUUCUGGGUGUGGCUUUGUUUUUUUUAUUUAUCUUUGUUUAUUUUUAUUAUUCCUGAAUAUACGAACAUUCUGUGGAAGAUUUAAAUGUGUUCAGCACCAAAUGUUUAAGAGUUUCUUUUAUACUACACAUGGUUUAUAUUAUUUUUAUACUUUUCAUAGUUGCUAGAGGCAGCAGAAACAAUUUAAUUGGACUGUUUGUGUGUGUUGGCAUUGUAUCUAUUUAUGAUUAGCCAGUUAACAAAUUAUUUCCAGAUCUAUUACUGUCUAAUUUGUCUAAUGUAAGAAAAUGGUAGUUACUGAAUCAUCUUUGGUAGAGUGAUUCAGUGUUUGACCAUUGGGAGUGAAAUUGGGACAAUGAGGAUUUAUUUUGCCAACUGAAUUUGCUCCAGAUGUUUUACUCCAUCGUGUGAUGGAAAGAGAGUGAGUUGACAGGAAUUAUAAGAUACAACUAGCAAACUAAUUCACUGCAGGAAUAUUGUUGUUAGCCUGCUGUAUGGGCAUGCAAUCCAUUCGAGUCUAUCUGCACAAAAUUGAUUUAACGUUUGAGCCAGGUAUUGUAUCAUCAGUAGUUUUAAAUUACCAAAAAUAGUGCAUUUGGAAACUUAAAUGUACAGAUUAUUUGGCCAAUUUUCAAACCAUAUGUUGAAAGUACGGUAUUUGAAUAAUAAAUUUUUGUGGCUUGUUAGAAUGAUACUUAAAACAUUCUGCUCAAUUCUGGCAAACAAUAAUAUACAAUAUAUAUUUAUAAAAUUGAUCCUAGCUUAAUACAGGUAUAUGUAUGUGAUCAGAAAUAAACAUUGAGGAUUCAGGUGAAUAAAAACAUUUGCCUACAUUCUGCAAAGACAGGGGUCAAACUUCAUCAUAAUUUAUAAUGACUAUAUAUAUAUAUAAUUUGGUAAAUUUCAGCCAGUUACUCUUUAGAAAAGUAAACGUCUUCACUGUACUACACUAACAUUUAUCAACAAAUAUUUACUAGUGCUCUCUGUUUUAUUGCCUAAUUUUGUUAUGUUUUUUCCCCACAUGUAGUGAAUUGAUUAGAAUCCUAUUUGUUCCUCUAAGAUGUGAUAAAGACAGACAGCUUUAAGCUUCUCAGUGUUCUGAAGUAUAUUUUGAUGAUCAUUUGCUCACAGCUAUGCAUUGGACUCUCCAUGAGAAGUGAGUGCUGAGGAUCCUGCAAUUGUAAGAUGUGCACUAGGUAGCCUAUCUUGAUGUGCUUAACACUGCAGUUACUGCUGAUAUUAACUUGGCACCUUGGAUCCUACUAAGUGCUAAGCAUUGGGGAAUCCUCCUGUUAUGAGCACAGUACUGGUGAUCCUACCACUAUAAGCUCGGCACUGGAAUCCUACUGUUUAUGACCUUUGCAUUGGGGAUCCUAUCAGUAUGAGCUCAGCAUGGUACCCUACCAUUAUCAAAGGAUUCUCUUGCAAAUCACUUGGUGAUUGCAUAAUAACAUGGAAGAUAGUGAAUGAGAAUUUUCAAAUGCUAGAUUUUGAGCUGUGCUCCUCAGUUCUCCAGAAUACAGAGAAUGUUUUUCAGUUCAGAAUACAGAUAAAAAAAGUCCAGAGACCUUACAGUUUAGGUUUUUGUAUUUCUCCAGUUGGGCAUCAACAGAAUUAUGUGGUUUUUAAACAAAACUUGGUUUCCGGAUUUCCAUACAUAUAAAUACAAGAUUUUAGUUAGAAACUUUGUCGAUUUGGCACCAUAUUAAGAAAUGUGGUCCAUCUAAAAAAUUUAAAGAUUUGGUUGACAUUUACAGCUUAUCUCUGUAUGGCUGACAGUAUCUUAAUUGAUUGUCAAAUGAAAAAUAAUAUAUCCUAAGAAAGAAAUUUUUUAAACAGUUUGAGAAAUUUUGUCAAAUGGUUAUGUUGGAUGUUGUCAGCAAUACCCAAGUUUGUGGAAUCCCUCAAAAGACCUAACCUGCUGCUUGCUCGAGUUGUUUGGCAUGUGUGUGUGUAUACGAGUUUGUGUAGCUGAAGUGUGAAUAUGGAUGUGUGUAUGCAUGUAUGCUCACAGAUGUACAUACAAUGUUGAUGUAUAUGCAUUUAUAUUGUUACAAAUAAAGCGAAGAUAUGGAA
This is a messenger RNA of Procambarus clarkii (red swamp crayfish), 12887 nucleotides long. NCBI's taxonomy places the organism in Eukaryota, Metazoa, Arthropoda, Malacostraca, Decapoda, Cambaridae. The record is from RefSeq and is a predicted model, not a curated record.